AAUAAUCACAUUGACUAUAACAUAUGUAACAAUUAUGCAUCGAAAUUUUAAAAUUUCACUUGUUUGCUUUGCUGGAGUUAUGAUAUUGUCAGGAAUAAUAAACAUGUUAAUAUUGUACUGGUACGGUAAUACUGUUGUUAUUUACGUCCCGGGACCAGUUAUAAAUCUAUUGGACAGGACUGGAUUACGGAAAGUAGAAAUGAAUAACAACAAAGCGGGUGAAUUCAUAGAGAACUUGUCUAAUGAUGGCCGUCUUGGAUUACAAGAUGAAAAAAUGAAAAUGUUGAACAAACGUAAUUUAAAUGUUCUUGGACUUUCAAAUGGAACAGGAAAAUCUUUGCUAACACAAAUUUCAGAAUUAGAACCGCUAAUAGAACCAGACAUUUGCAGACAACAUGAUAAAGUAUUGCUUGCAAUUCUGAUAUUCUCAAAUCCGUCCAAUAUUGAACGAAGGAAAGUUAUACGUGAAACAUGGUUGUCCGAUAUUAAGACUUCAAUCCGAUAUACGUUUGUUGUAGCCAGAAAAGCCAAUUCAGACCACAAAAAAGAGCUGCUAGAAGAAAUCGACGAACACAAAGAUAUUGUCCAGUUUGACUUCAUUGAUUCAUACAAAAAUUUAACAUUUAAAACAAUAUCCUCCUUCAAAUGGAUUAUGACCGCUUGCCCUCAAGCGUCGUAUGUUUUGAAAAUAGAUGACGAUAUGUGGCUCAAUAAGAAAGCUUUGACCAGUGUCCUUCUACAUGGUGCACUCAAGGGUGCAAUUGGCGGGAAUUGUCAUCGCGGAGAAUCACCCAUCCGUGACCCAGAGAACAAGUAUUAUAUUCCAUGGCGCAGCUACCCAUAUGGUAUAUAUCCGCCAUUUUGUUCCGGUACAGCGUACGUGAUGGAUACUCAAGUGAUGAAGUCAAUUGUUAAUGUUUCUAAGGAUACUCCCUAUUUUCCACUGGAAGACAUUUAUGUCGCUUUAUGUAUGACUAAACUAAAAGCGAAAGUUAUCAAUCUUUACGGAUUUAAUUCAGUUCACGUUCGUGGAAAUCCUUGCUGGUUAAAAAGCGACUGGCUCGUUACUACACAUGAAUUUUUACCUUUCGAGUUACGUAGAAUCUGGAAUACACAAUGCUAUGGGUUAAAUCCGGUUGGGCAAGUUAGACACCAAUUUGAUCCACAAAUAGGCGGUUCAUUACAUUUAAAAAGACAACAAUUGAAAAGGCUUAACAUGGAACAAAUGUUUCGACAAAAUGCCAAAAUGAAUUUAAGGUCUGGUGGGAGACGUUUUGUCAAAAAUCCAAGAUUAAAUUUCAAUUAAAUCGAUAUGGAACUUAUCAUUCGUACAAACGUGUUCUCUCAUUGUUGAUUGAUUGUUCCUUGUUUAUCGUACCGGGGUAUGCAUAUAUGUACUAGAAACACUAUACAAUAAUUAACAUAAGUAGCAUUGCAAAUUUUUUUUCGCCCGAGAUGGACGACAGCAUUUCAGAAUAUCACCGGAAAAUAAGAAGGAUAAUCAUACAUACAGAAAAUGUGCCCUUCAAAAUACGUCGAUAUUGUACCCACAGAAAAAGGGUAGUAAGUACUUUAACGUGCAGAGAACUAGCGACACUCGGCAUCGCCUUCCACAAUCCGACAGGUCACGUGACUGUGUACUAUUAUCGGGUUUGUACGUUACGUACUUCAUUAUUCAUCCUUCAAAGUUCGAUAAUAAAACAAUGUAAAUUAUUUUCGCAUCGUUUU
Messenger RNA from Mytilus trossulus (common blue mussel), 1728 nucleotides. RefSeq names its product beta-1,3-galactosyltransferase 5-like. The transcript has a single exon. Lineage: Eukaryota; Metazoa; Mollusca; Bivalvia; Mytilida; Mytilidae. Gene Ontology annotation, molecular function: hexosyltransferase activity. The coding region runs from base 35 to 1306 and encodes 423 amino acids. Gene Ontology annotation, cellular component: Golgi membrane. The record is from RefSeq and is a predicted model, not a curated record.